Camelina sativa (false flax) is the source of this 5981-nucleotide messenger RNA. NCBI's taxonomy places the organism in Eukaryota, Viridiplantae, Streptophyta, Magnoliopsida, Brassicales, Brassicaceae. The record is from RefSeq and is a predicted model, not a curated record.
CAGAGGAAACAGAACCAAAGAAAAAAAAAAAAACUCAAAAUCUCUGAUUCAUGAAUCAUCGAAGAUUCUGAUUCUAUGGAGGCAUUGAACGAGCUUUGCGACAUCAUAGAGCAGAAUCCGAAGCAAUUUUUGGAUAAGCUUCCUUGGAUAUGCCAACAAUGUCCACAACCCAAGCAGCUUCGUGCCGAAUCGCCCAGGGUUUCUCAGAGUCAUCUCAACGCGGUCUUAUCCGUCACUCGAAUCCUCUCCAGGAACCUCGACACAUCCCAAAACGACGCCAAAUUCGUCGUUUUAGAUUUCCUCCAAGUUCUGCGUUCGUCGUUUCGCCGUUCGUUCUGGCCGUAUUCGUACACGUUAGAGUCGAUUUCGGCGUUCUAUUUCAGUUUCUUAGGUUACGUUUCGUGUCUUUCACCUGAAUUUGGUACUAUCGUUGUGGAGCUUGUCAUGAUGAGUUGCUGUGGUGAGACUGAGAGUGACGACAGAGAUCAAUCGAUCUCUAUGGCUUUCUUGGUUGCUGUGUCUCAGCAUUUUCCCACUAUUCAGCAGUCUGAUGGAGAUAAAUUGGUUACAUUGCUGCUCCAUCAGUUUGCUGCUGAUGAGCUGAGUAUCGGAUACAGUAAAGAUGUGUUUUUACAUAAAGUGGCUUCUUUUGAGGAUGAAUCCAUUGAGUGUUUGGAGAAGCAAGAGAUUGCUUUCAAAUUGGUAACCAAUGUUUUGUGUCAAGUGAAACUUGAUUCUAGACUAUACCUUCAGGUUAGAGCCAUUGCUAAUAGGCAACUCCAAUCAAUGUCUGCGUUUCUCAAGUCAAGAAGGCAGGACUGGAACACACAAGACCCACUUCUGAAAACUAGUGUCAAUGCCAAACUGUUUGUGUAUCAGGCCGCAGCUCAAAUGGAAAUCGGUAGCCUUAUGUCCCUUGAAACAGAUGGAAAGAAAAGAUUGAUCAUGGAAUCUCUUACAUUGCUAAUAGAUACUGCAGAGGCCUGCUUCACAUCCCUGUGGCGGAAUAUGAAAGCCUGCAAAGAUUUGUUCAUCUCUAUGCUUUCUGGGACUGCAAAAAUUGCAGCGGCAGAGGCAGGACAGCCACUUCGUCUUUUCCUUACCCGACUUAAACCACUGAUACUAGCUGUCUGCGCUCAGCCUGAUACUAGGGUGAGCAGUCAGGGGAAUAUGUUUGAGAGCGUAUUUAGAAUAAGUUGUGAGAUAAUUGAAUCUGGUUGGGCUAAGGAUCAAGCUUCAGUGAACGCCUUCAUCGUGGGGUUAGCUUCCAGUAUUCGUGAAAGAUAUGAUUAUGAAGAGAAGGAUGAUAGAGAGAAGCAAGUUCCUGAUGUCCUGGUGAAUGUAAUACAGCUGCUUGCUGAUAUCAGCGUUGCUGUUCAAAAUCCUGAAGUAGCAGACAUAAUUUUCCAAUUUUUUAUUGAAAGCCUAGAAGAGUGUGAUGUUUCAACUCCUCGCUCUUUGCGACUCCAACUUCUCGAAGCUGUAUCUCGGAUAGCAUCAUUAGGAUUUGAUAAGUCCUACCGUCAGACUGUAGUUCUGAUGAGUAGAAGUUACUUGAGCCAAAUAUCGAGGCUUGAAUCCGUGGAAAGCAACACAUCAGCCCCAAAAUCCAGAUCUGAACAUAUUGAGACUCUUCCUGCAGGUUUUCUCACAAUUGCUUGUGGUCUUAUGAAGACAAAACUGCGUGCAGACUAUCGCCAUCGGCUGCUUUCCUUAUGUUCAGAUGUAGGCCUUGCUUCUGAGUCCAAAAGUGGAGGGAGCGGUGCAGAAUUUUUAGGUCCCCUUCUUCCUGCUGUUGCAGAAAUAUGUUCGGAUUUCGAUCCCACCUCAAAUGUGGAACCAUCACUUAUAAAAUUGUUUCGCAAUUUAUGGUUCUAUAUAGCUCUUUUUGGCUUAGCACCUCCUAUUCUGGACACUCCCCUUCCGGAAGUAAAAACAACCUCCAAUUCAGUGAAUAGUGCAGGACGAAUUAGCACAUUCUCUCUACGAGCUGUACUAGGGCCUUACAUGUGGAAUACUCAGUGGGCUCUUGCUGUUAAGAGGAUUUCUCUGGGCACUCCUCCCCUUGUCGUCAGUUCUGCAAAAUGGCUCGAAGACGAAUUAGAGCUCAAUUUGCUUCAUAAUUCUGAUAGCUUGCGAGGAACUGGGAAUAAGAAAGUAGCUUCAACUCAGAGAACUGCUCUUUCAAUUGCCGUGGGUGGUCGAAUUGACGUGUCAACAAUUCUCACCAUCUCAGGUGUGAAGGCCACCUAUCUUCUUGCAGUAGCUCUCUUGGAGGUCAUACGUUUUAUUAGCAACGGGGGUAUCCUUAAUGGUGGCUCAAGUGUGUCUGCUUCUCGGAGUGCCUUCAGUUGCGUCUUUGAAUACCUUAAAUCUCGGAACCUCAAUUCUGCUGUUUCCGAGUGUUUGACAGCAAUUGUGCAUAGAGCCUUUGAAGUAGCAGUGUCAUGGCUGGAAGAUCAUAAAUCUCGCACUGGGUAUGAUGCUAGUAUAAUAGAAUCCACGGCAGAAGCUCAUGCAUGUUUCCUCAUAAAGAGCAUGUCACAGAGAGAUGAACACAUACGAGAUAUCUCAGUGAACCUGUUGAGUCAGAUCAGGGAAAAGUUUCCCCAGGUCCUCUGGAGUUCUUCUUGUCUUGAUAGUUUGCUAUUCUCUGUUCAUGACAAAACACCUUCAACGGUCGUCAAUGAUCCUGCUUGGACUGCUGCCGUUCGAUCAUUAUACCAGAAAGUUGUUCGAGAAUGGAUCAUAAUAUCACUUUCAUAUGCUCCAUGCACUAGUCAGGGUUUACUUCAGGAUAAGCUGUGCAAGGCAAACACAUUGCCGCUAACGCAAACUACAACUAAUGUGAUUUCUCUUCUAGCUGAGAUAAAGAUUGGAACUGGGAAAAAUGAAAUUUGGUCUGGGAUAAGAACAGCAAAUAUUCCAGCUGUGAUGGCUGCAGCAGCUGCAGCGUCAGGGGCAAAUUUAAAAACUUCUGGCGCCUUCAACCUUGAGGUACUCAGUACUAGCGUAGUUAGUGCAACAGUAAAGUGCAACCAUACCGGACAAAUCGCUGGCAUGCUAAGGUUGGAAAACAGUGUUGGUGGAUUUUCAAUCAAUGAAAUUACUAGCGUAGUUAGUGCAACAGUAAAGUGCAACCAUACCGGACAAAUCGCUGGCAUGCUAAGGUUGGAAAACAGUGUUGGUGGAUUUUCAAUCAAUGAAAUGUUGAUUUCCAAUUCUGUGCGUCUCCUUCAACAAUUUGUUAGUACUGCUGAGAAAGGAGGAGAGGUCGACAAGUCACAAUUUCGAGAAACUUGUUCUCAAGCUACUGCACUACUUCUGUUAAAUCUGCAAGCUGAUGAGCCAAAAACAACCAUCAAAGGCUUCUCUCAAUUACUGCGUCUCCUUUGUUGGUGUCCAGCUUAUAUGUUAACUCCAGAUGCUAUGGAAACUGGAGUAUUCAUAUGGACCUGGUUGGUUUCCGCUGCUCCACAACUAGGAUCGCUUGUCCUUGCCGAGCUUGUUGAUGCAUGGAUAUGGACAAUUGAUUCAAAACGAGGACUCUUUGCAUCUGAUGUGCGUUAUUAUGGUCCAGCUGCAAAAUUAAGGCCCCAACUUUGCCCUGGAGAACCAGAAAAUCCACCUGAAAGUGAUCCUGUUGAUCAAAUACUCGCUCACAGAUUAUGGCUUGGAUUUUUGAUAGAUCGUUUUGAGGUUGUUCGACAUAGUAAUGGAGAGCAACUCUUGCUACUUGGUCGGUUGUUACAACGGAGUACGAAUCUUGACUGGUGUUUUACCCGCCACCCGGCAGCAGCUGGUACCUUUUUUUCCUUGAUGCUCCUUGGACUGAGGUUCUCCUCAUGCCAAAGACAAGGAAAUAUGCAGAAAAUUCGACAUGAACUCCAGCUAUCGGAAGAUCGAAUUUACAGGACUUCUUUAGGCUGGUUUGCUCGUCUGCCAGAGUGGUAUGAUGUAAACAUUGCAAAUUUUUGUGAGAGCGAGGCUCUUUCGGUUUCACGUUUUCUUCAUUUUUUGCAAAACAAACAAUCAGAUUCCACUGAAUCUGGUUCCAAAGCAAUAGCUCGUGGCAAUGGGAACUUAAUUGAUGUGAUCGAUCAUUAUCAUCCUGUCUGGGGUGAAAUGGACAACUCUGCAGUGGGAAAGGAAAAGAGGAAACAACUGCUUCUGAUUCUUUGCCAGCAUGAAUCUGAUAGGCUUGACGUUUGGGCACAACCAAUUAGUCCAAAGGACAGUCCAUUUUCACGGCUGAAAAUUAGCUCUGAGAAAUGGACGGAAUAUGCUAAAACUGCUUUUUCAGUGGAUCCCCGGAUUGCUAUAUCAUUAGCCUCAAGAUUUCCGGCAAAUAUUGCUUUGAAAUCUCAAGUCAUUCAGCUAGUUCAGGCUCAUUUAGUAGAUCUUCGUACAAUUCCUGAGGCGUUGCCAUAUUUUGUCACUCCUAAAACUGCUGAAGAGAACCCAGUCCUGUUGCACCAGCUGCCACACUGGGCUGCUUGUUCAAUUACACAGGUGCUUGAGUUCCUCACUCCUGCUUAUAAGGGACAUCCACGUGUCAUGGCGUAUGUCCUGAGAGUUUUAGAGUUCUACCCCCCUGAGAGAGUCACUUUCUUCAUGCCACAACUAGUGCAGUCUCUGCGCUAUGAUGAAGAGAGACUGGUUGAAGGGUAUCUUCUUAGAGCUGCCCAAAAAAGUGACAUAUUUGCUCAUAUCCUCAUUUGGCAUUUACAGAGUGAGUCUGUUCAGGAAAUAGUGAAGGAUGGUGCUUUCGAUAAGAAUGCAUCAUUCCAAGCAAUCUUGUCUGAGGUACGACAGCAUAUAGUGGAUGGUUUCACUCCCAAGGCCUUGGACUUGUUCAGAAGAGAGUUUGACUUCUUUGAAAAGGUCACAUCUAUUUCUGGGGCAUUGUUUCCUCUUCCAAAGGAAAAACGAAGAGCUGGAAUCAGGAGGGAAUUGAGAAAAAUCAAAAUGCAGGGAGAAGAGCUUUAUUUGCCAACUGCUCCUAACAAACUCGUCAGGGGUAUUCAGGUAGACAGUGGAAUACCCCUACAAUCAGCUGCUAAAGUCCCUAUCAUGAUAACCUUCAACGUUGUUGAUCGUGAUGGUGACCAUAAUGAUGUGAAACCACAAGCUUGUAUUUUCAAGGUUGGAGAUGAUUGUCGUCAAGAUGUUCUUGCCCUUCAAGUGAUAUCUCUUCUUAGAGACAUAUUUCAAGCUGCUGGUCUUAAUCUUUAUCUUUUUCCAUAUGGAGUACUCCCUACUGGUGCAGAGAGGGGUAUAAUUGAGGUUGUGCCUAAUACACGAAGCAGAAGUCAAAUGGGUGAAACAACGGACGGGGGUUUGUAUGAGGUUUUUCAACAAAACUAUGGACCUGUUGGAUCGACCACCUUUGAAACAGCACGAGAGAACUUCCUCAUAAGCAGUGCCGGUUAUGCUGUUGCUAGUCUUUUACUCCAGCCCAAAGAUAGACACAACGGAAAUCUUCUUUUUGACGACGUGGGAAAACUUGUCCACAUCGACUUUGGUUUUAUUUUGGAAACUUCACCUGGUGGAAACAUGCGGUUCGAGAGUGCUCAUUUUAAAUUGAGCCACGAAAUGACUCAGUUGCUAGAUCCCUCAGGUGUAAUGAAAAGCAAAACAUGGCACCAGUUUGUGAGCUUGUGCGUCAAGGGAUACUUAGCUGCUCGGCGGCACAUGGACGGAAUCAUCAGCACGGUGCAAAUGAUGCUACACAGUGGAUUGCCUUGCUUUAGCAUAGGAGACCCGAUUGGUAAUCUUAGGAAAAGAUUUCACCCAGAAAUGAGCGAACGUGAAGCUGCACAGUUCAUGAUUCAUGUAUGCUCCGAUGCAUAUAACAAGUGGAGUACUGCUGGAUACGACUUGAUUCAGUAUUUGCAACAAGGAGUCGAGAAGUAAACGAAUUUUUUUGUUACAGUAAACCAAAGUAGACUCAAAAGGAGAAGGUCUUUAUUUUAAUUCAA